Messenger RNA from Effrenium voratum, 1626 nucleotides. Lineage: Eukaryota; Dinophyceae; Suessiales; Symbiodiniaceae. The record is from the annotation of a GenBank genome assembly.
AUGGGCACAACGAGCUGCUGCCAAAAGGAACCACAUCCCUUGCAAGAUAUCAUCAAGGCGCAUCCCCCGUAUCCCGAGAGCCAUCCGGACUUGGAGCUUGAAGCCGAGGCGGCGCAGUCGCCAUGUCCCACCCCGGCGAACCAGUGUAGAAGUUCCUGCGACAAGGGCUCUGACACCCCCAAGGCCACAGAAGAGAGCGGGCAUAGUCCCAGACAUCUCUCGGAGGAUGGCCUGGUGCGGGGCAUCAGGCUAAAGGCCACCUUGUGGCACCUGGGCAGCUUGUGGCGCAAGUCCCCCUGUGAUAUGGAGCUGCCGGAGAGGACUGGCCUAUGGCAGAAGUCGCGGCCUUUGUUCAAAUUUGACAAGUUCAUUUCACACACCUGGGCUACCCCUGGCAGAAGCAAAGUUGUGGCCUUGCUGCUGCAGACUGGCUGGGGGGUGUCGGCAUCUUCUUGGGCGCUCGCAGUGCUCGUGUCUGGGAUCCUUUGUGCGCUAAAUGUGCUGCCCAUGCCCUUCGUGUAUCACGCUCACUUUCACGAUUUUCAUCAGGAAUGCCCGUUCGGCAUGUGGAUCAUGAGUUGCUCCUCCUUGGCCCAGCUGGUUGGUUUGCUCGCAAGCCCCUACCUCUGCAGCAGCUCUCCCGACUGCUUCCUGGACGUGGUGAGCAUCAAUCAGUGUCAGCCUGAGCUCACAGAGCGCGGGGUCUACGGGCUUGGAAGCUUUUUGAGCAUUUCCAAAGAGCUUCACGUGUUGUGGAGCCCUCCGUACCUCACGCGACUUUGGUGUGUCUUUGAGCUGGCAGCAUUCAGGGCCGCAAACCCCGUGGGCCGCAUUCGGCUGAGUCCUUUGUAUGUGGAGCUGGUCAUUGCAGCGAUGCUUCCUUGCAUGUUUCUGGUGUGCACGGUGUUUUGGAUCUUUGCCGGCAUGACCGGCGGCCAUUUGAUCUUUCCGGCGGAGUACUGUCUUUGUGCUCCGGUGCUGUUCUACAUCGUCCACGUCAUGCGCAGAUACCACCUGCAGAAGCACGUGCUCUUCGGGGAUCUGAAGCACUUCUCGCUGGAGCAGGCCGAGUGCCGCCUGGACUCGGACCGGGCCUUGGUCUUGGCCGCCAUCAAGUACUGGUACGAAAGCGAGCAGCAGUUCACGGAGUAUGUCCGGGGCAAGUUGCACGACGAGCUUUCGGCUCACUGCUGCACCAAGGUCCCCAUCAACUACUUGCUGUGGCUCAUCUUGCCGGUGAUGAGCCUCACCUUGGAGCAGCUGCUGGCGUACUGGAAGGGCGGCGCCCCGGUGGAGUGUCUCGUGGCCUUCGCGCUGCGCUCGCUGGCCCUCUAUCUGCUUUGGUCGGUGAUGAUCCUGCGGUUCGGACUGUACUUGUCUGACCGCCUUGCAAGGCCGUUGGUCCAGGGUAAAGGAUGGAAUGCUUUGCAAUCCUGCCUUGUGGGGUCCUUAUGGCUCUUCAUGUACUUUGCGGGUGUGCUGAGCGAAGAGUGGGCGCACUCACUCGGCGUGGCCUGGACUUGUGGGUGGUCAGCUCUGGUCGCAGUGCUCUUCGGAGUUUUUGUACUGCAGGAGCUGAACGAGCAGUUUCACGCGCUUCAGAUGGUUGAAUGUGCAGGGAUUUAA